Varanus komodoensis (Komodo dragon) is the source of this 1707-nucleotide messenger RNA. It is a transcript of the gene SYT16, whose product is annotated as synaptotagmin 16. The coding region runs from base 1 to 1707 and encodes 568 amino acids. The record is from RefSeq and is a predicted model, not a curated record. The transcript is spliced from 5 exons. Lineage: Eukaryota; Metazoa; Chordata; Lepidosauria; Squamata; Varanidae.
AUGGCUUCGCAGGAUGUCUUGAGUUUCUUCCAGCCUCUUUCCUCCUGGAUGUCUCGGGUCUUUGAGGCUGUCCAGCAAGCUGGGGACUCCUUAUCCUCUUCCUUGACCAGUCUGGGAAGCAAAGUAGAUCAGCAUGUGGUAAAACAGGAGGAUGAAGGCUUAGAAGAUAGCGAUGGGCCUUACGAACGUUACUCUGAAGCUUCAGAUGACGACAGCAGCGCCAGCCAGGCGAGUGGGGAAUCCAAUCACUUUUCAUCAUCCCAUCAUGACCUGGCUUUGCCAGAACCUUCCUGCACUUCAGACCUGGGUCCGGGUUGUCUUGAGGGAAAAAGGGGCAGCCCCCUUCUCUUGAAGGAGUAUCUUGAUGAUGACCCUUCAACAGCACCUGGGGUCUGCCAAAGCUACAAGGGCCAUCAGCCCAUGGAAACCCUCCCCACCAUCCUAGAGGAGGAGGAGGAGCACCAUUCCAAGCAGAUGAAGAACCUUCCACACAACGGCGAGGAUUUGGAUGGGUUCAGCCAAUUGAGUUACCAAGACAACCUCUCUUACCACGAGGAUGACCAUCUCUCCUUCGAUUCGAGAACUGCCUCGGAGAGCAGGGGCUCUGGCCAGCUCAAAGACCCCGAGGUGGAGGUUAGAGGGGCCCCCAGCCUCAGCCGACAAGAGACAGAAGGGAGCUUCGAGAUGGAGACGGCUUUCAGCAACCAAGGAUUUGAGGGGAACAGUGCCACGGACAGCUCGUCUGCUUGGAGCCCAGAGGACCACGAGGGAGCGAGCGCCCUUCCGGCUCAGCCCCGUGCCUCCGACCCCAUCUCCAAAUGCGGGGACCUCGACGUCCUCCUCGAGUACAAGCCCGCGGGCCAGAAGCUGCUGGUGACCGUCCUGGAGGCCCAGGGCAUCCCCGACAAGGACCGCAGUGGGGCGAGCAGCUGGCAGGUGCACACGGUCCUGAUGCCCAGCAAGAAGCAGCGGGGGAAGACGAGCGUCCAGAGAGGCCCCAGCCCCGCGUUCAAGGACAAGAUGACGUUCACCAAGCUGGCCCCGGAGGAGCUCAGCGGCCACGCCCUCCGGUUCCGCCUCUACUCCGUGCGCAAGAGGAUCAAGGAGCGGAUGAUGGGGGAGCAGCUCUUCUAUCUCCGCAGCCUCAACCAGGAGGGGGAAAUGAAGGUCACGCUGGUCUUAGAGCCGAGGAGCAACUUGUGUAGCACAGGUUCUCCGAUCAGCCUCUCGGCCGUAUCCCAGAGUGACAGCGCUUCUUCGACCCAGUCCCUGUCCCACGGAGGGUCACCAGAGCUGCUGGUGGGACUGUCCUACAACGCAACGACAGGGCGGCUGUCGGUAGAGCUGAUCAAAGGCAGCCAUUUCCGAAAUCUUGCCAUAAACAGACCUCCGGACACCUACGGAAAGCUCUGUCUCCUCAAUUCGGUGGGCCAGGAGAUGUCCCGCUGCAAGACGUCCAUCCGCCGGGGACAGCCCAACCCUGUCUACAAAGAGGCUUUCGUCUUUCAGGUUGCCUUGUUCCAGCUCUCCGAUGUCACACUGAUGAUCUCCAUCUACAACCGCCGCAGCAUCAAGCGCAAGGAGAUGAUUGGCUGGCUCUCCAUGGGCCAGAACAGUAGUGGAGAGGAAGAGCUGAGCCACUGGCAGGAGAUGAAAGAGUGUAAACCACAGCAGGUGUGCCGUUGGCACACCCUCCUGGAAUCCUAA